AUGUUCAUAAACACCGCUCUUCAUCUUACAAACCCCGGCUGUCUCUGCUUUCUCCUUGUGAUUUUCUGCAAAACCUUCAUCAAAGGAACUAUACCAGGAAUAUCUUCUGAGGACAUUGAACAGGAUAGAGGAGAGUACACCAGCGAGGAGUUUGUGAGUGUGACAAUGCAAACAACAAAUGGGUCGGUACCUACAACAGUGAAUGGAACAUACACGUCCUCAUUUCUACAUUGUGAUAAGACUUUGAUCCUAAAUCUUCUGAUUGUCAUCAUUGCCCUGGUGGGAAUGGGAGGAAAUGGAGUUGUCAUCAGUCUCCUGGGAUGCUGCAUGCGCAGGAAUGCCAUCUCAGUCUACAUCCUCAAUUUGGCUGCAUCUGACUUCCUGCUCCUCUGUUGUCAGUUUAUUAACUACCUGUUUUCCCUGUGCUAUAAAAUUACUUAUCAUAUCAUUUUCAGCAUAGCACUUAUUCCAUAUAUCGCAGGUCUGAGCAUCCUCAGUGCCAUUAGCGUAGAGCGCUGCCUCUGUGUCUUUCGGCCCAUCUGGUACCGCUGCCACCGUCCAAAACAUAUGUCAGCUGCCAUGUGUGCCCUGCUUUGGACCGUGUCCCUAUUGUUUAGCAUCCUAGAAUGGUACUACUCUGGUUUCUUGUAUGUGUCUUAUAGUUUUGUUCACUGGAGAACGAUUGAUUUUAUCAUAGCUGCAUGGCUGAUUUCUUUACUUCUAAUUCUAUUGGUGUCCAGCCUAUCUCUGAUGAUCAGAAUCCUUUGUGGUUCCAGACGAAUGCCUCUCACCAAGCUCUAUGUGACCAUUCUCCUCACAGUCCUGGUCUUCCUCAUCUGUGGCCUGCCUUUUGGAAUUUACUGGUUCCUACUAUCCUGGCUUCCAGUCCAUUUUUAUUAUUUUUGUCAUUUUUCUUCAGUCCUAAUUGUCCUGUCCUGUAUUAACAGCUGUGCCAACCCCAUAAUUUACUUCUUAAUUGGCUCCUUUAAGGAGCAGCACAACAGUAUCAAGCUGGUCCUUCAGAGGGCUCUACAGGAUUCCCCUUAG
Molecule: messenger RNA, 1047 nt
Organism: Octodon degus (degu)
Lineage: Eukaryota; Metazoa; Chordata; Mammalia; Rodentia; Octodontidae
Product: mas-related G-protein coupled receptor member X1-like
Exons: 2
Coding region: 1-1047 (348 amino acids)
Biological process (GO): G protein-coupled receptor signaling pathway
Cellular component (GO): membrane
Molecular function (GO): G protein-coupled receptor activity
Source: RefSeq, a predicted model, not a curated record